Colletotrichum aenigma is the source of this 618-nucleotide messenger RNA. RefSeq lists its product as uncharacterized. Lineage: Eukaryota; Fungi; Ascomycota; Sordariomycetes; Glomerellales; Glomerellaceae. Gene Ontology annotation, biological process: post-translational protein targeting to endoplasmic reticulum membrane. Bases 1 to 618 code for a protein of 205 amino acids. The transcript has 2 exons. The record is from RefSeq and is a predicted model, not a curated record. Gene Ontology annotation, molecular function: protein binding.
AUGGCUGAAGUGGUCUUUGCCAGGCAGUUCCUGGCGACCUUGGAGUCGCGGCCGGCCAAGCUGUCGGCCGAUCAUGUCGAGGACCCCAAGAACUUCCCUCCUCGCCCUCCUUACAUCCUGCCCAAGAUGCCCAAGGCGAUGAGCAAGCCCACGAGCCUCGCACCCGGCCAAGAACGAUCCGUCACCGUCUCUCUCAAGUCUCUCCGCAACCCGCCUUUGGAUAUCAAGCUGUCAUCUCAAUCGCUCAACACGUCGAUUCUGGACAUCAAGACGCAGGUCGAGUCGCAGUCGCGCAUACCCGUGGACAAGAUGAAGCUGCUGCACAUCAAGAAGCCCGUGCCGGACAGCAAGGUCUUGAAGGACUUGCUCGCGGAGGAUCAGUCCACGGUGGAAUUCUCGGUCAUGGUCAUUGGUGGAGCCGCGGCGGUCAAGCCGGCUGAGCCCGCCGCCCCCGUCGCGAACGACCCCGCGCAAGGAGAGAUCGGUGAGGCUGCACUGGAGACGGCAGAGUUCUGGGACGAUCUCAAGGGCUUCUUGCUGCAAAGACUCAAGGACGAGAAGAAGGCGGAGGAACUGUCGGCGCUGUGGCGCUCAAACUACCAGGCAACAAAAUCAUGA